Cynara cardunculus var. scolymus (artichoke) is the source of this 771-nucleotide messenger RNA. RefSeq lists its product as uncharacterized. NCBI's taxonomy places the organism in Eukaryota, Viridiplantae, Streptophyta, Magnoliopsida, Asterales, Asteraceae. The transcript has 2 exons. The record is from RefSeq and is a predicted model, not a curated record. The coding region runs from base 1 to 771 and encodes 256 amino acids.
AUGCCGUUGACUCGAUUACUCUGGAAAGCAGUCAAUUUCAAUUGGGGCCCCGGACAAGAAUGUAGUCUUGAGGAACUGAAGCAUCAAUUGGUUACAGCAUCUAUUCUUGUAUUGUCGUCUGACACUGGUAGGUUUCAAGUCUAUGAUGCUUCAAAGAAAGGUCUCGAUUGCGUUCUUAUGCAAAACGUAAAAGUGAUCGCAUAUGCUUCUCGUCAAUUAAAGCCUUAUGAGGUCAAUUAUCCGACUCACGACCUCGAAUUGGCUACGGUCAUCUUCGCACUCAAGAUUUGGCGUCAUUAUUUGUAUGAGUUGUCUUUGGAGAUCAAAUGGUUCAGACUAGAAAUCUAUCAGAGUUCGCAAACAAAAAUUCUAUCUAAUCUAAUGGUAGAACCAACUCUGAUCUCUCGUAUCAAAGAAGCACAACAAGAUGAUAAUGAAUUAUGGGCAAAGUUCCAGAAAGCACAAGAGAAUUCUAGUUCAGAGUUCAGAAUCAUUGAUAAUCACGUGUUGUGGUUUUGGGGUCGUCUUUAUGUUCCAGAUAAUUCGGAGCUUAGAGAUCUAAUUCUGAUCGAAGCUCAUAACUCUAUGUUUUCAGUUCAUCCUAGCACAACAAAAAUGUAUCUUGAUUUGAGGAACUAUUUAUGGUGUAUUGGAAUGAAGGAUGAUAUUGCCGACUUUGUAGCUCAUUGUCUCACAUGUCAACAAGUUAAAAUUGAACAUCAACAUCUGGGUGGUGUUCUCCAAUCGCUGAACAUUCAGGUUUGGAAAUAA